Fonsecaea monophora is the source of this 765-nucleotide messenger RNA. RefSeq lists its product as hypothetical. Gene Ontology annotation, biological process: positive regulation of DNA-templated transcription. Lineage: Eukaryota; Fungi; Ascomycota; Eurotiomycetes; Chaetothyriales; Herpotrichiellaceae. Bases 1 to 765 code for a protein of 254 amino acids. Gene Ontology annotation, cellular component: nucleus. The record is from RefSeq and is a predicted model, not a curated record. Gene Ontology annotation, molecular function: chromatin DNA binding; transcription coactivator activity. The transcript has 3 exons.
AUGUCCAUCAAUUGGGUUAUGCUCGAUGGCAAAGGAGCCUUUGUCCCGUUGCCAGGAGAAAGGAUCAUCCACAAGUCAUCGCCGAGAAUUGGUCUCGCCAUCACCACCCCGUCGACAUAUCCAGGGAACAAUCCAGUGUCAAUCCACUGCAACUCUGGCAUCGUUUAUUUGACCAAUCAGAGAAUCGUGUAUCUGCCAGAGAAGUCCACCUCGGAGCUCCAAUCAUUCUCCGCGCCCCUUCUCAAUUUGCACGACACACAUCUUACCCUGCCCUGGUUCGGACCGAAUGCCUGGCAGGCCCUCUUACAGCCGGUUCCUGGCGGGAACAUUCCCGCAACACAAGCCGCCGUUGAACUCAAGUUGACUUUCAAAGAAGGUGGAGCUCCCGAUUUCCAUUCCACCUUUGAACAGAUCAAGGAGCGACUUCAGCAAGUAGUGUCCACAGCGAGGGAGAAUAACUUGACAGGCUCGCGGCAGGAUGCCUACUUGGGCAAUGUGAAUCUGGACAACGUCCAUCUUGAUCAGCUGCCUUCGUAUAACGAGUCUGGGCAUGAUCCCAUAGCUCUGAGCCAAUCCAGCGCUACCAGCGAGGACGUGAACUCCCCUAUCUUGAUGAGUCCCCACACGGCUCCGGAAUUGAGGCGAGCUGGAACACCUCAAGGUGAAUCGCAGACACCAAGCGACGCGCCUCCAGGGUACGAAGAGACACAACAGCAGAGCAUUCAGGCUGAGUUGGACCGAAGAUUGUCAGAGACUCGUGGCUGA